UGUCAGUUUCUGGUGGAUGAAGAUGCGCUAUUCGAUGCUUCACAUCCGAGGCAGAAGUGUGACGCACAGAUCGGGGGGCUCAACUUCAAACAUCGAGCAGACCACGACCAUGCUUGCAGGAGGUGUCUGCAACCCUCCACUGCAAUGAUCCCAUUCGACAAAGCAGAAAAGAAGGUUACAGGUGGGGCGUGGCUCCAUAUCUCGCUGAACUAUCUCUAGCAGGCUCCAACAAAUACCACAAAAACACAUUUAGCAGCUUUGUCGUCUGAAAGGUACAAAUGGACCAAAAAAGGAUUCGGAUUCUGGUGAUCCUGGUGUUUUUUCGAGAAAUGACCUCAGGAGCUGGUGAAGAUAUGAUUGCGAAGGAAGGGCAGUCGGUUGAAAUCAACUGUAAGCCUCAAGAAACGGGCACCAUGGUUGUCUGGUUUCGCGUUCUUGACUCAUCUGGCAUGGAAUUCAUUGCAUCUUUCAGCAACAAUGGUGUUCUGAAGUCACCCAAAGCCUCCUUUCCCGACAUCUUUAGACACUCAAAUAGUCGGCCAGAUAUUCUGACACUGGUGUCCUUCAACAAAGCUAGGGACGCAGGCGUUUACAACUGCGCAUCCCUCUUCAAAGGUACUGAGCUGAAAUUUGGCAGGCCAACCCGACUGCUCGGAGUCCAAGUUGCAGUACCAGCACCACAGCCCACUGCUGCCAGAAAAGAUCCGUGCACAACUGCCACACCUUGUGUUUGCAACAUCAAUACAAAGCAAAUUGAAACCAGUCCUCAAAUGUUUUGCUCUCUAAUCAUACUGGGCCCUCUGGCUGGUGGCUGCGGCCUUCUUCUGCUACUCCUCAUCAUCACCAUCCUAUACUGCAACCGAAUAAGAACACGGAGAUGCCCACACCAUUACAAAAGAAAACAGCGGAUGGCGGCUCCUGGGAAUCAAAAGAUGACCAACAGACACAUUUAAUCUAAAUGAUGCACUUUCACAGAAAUUUCAUACAAAGGCAAUCAUAUUACCAUCUCACGUUUCUGUUGCGGAAAUCAUUUUUCAUCUCAUUCACAGUUUAAUCACAUUUAUGGGGAAUAUUUUAUUGCCAACUUAAAACGUUCUCAUUGUUUGUGAUGGAAAAAAAUGCAAAUUGUUUUAACUGCAAUGUUGUUUGAUUGAGGAUAAUGCUGCGUUAUCACACUGAGAUUGAAAUCUUUUAAAGAAAUUAUGAUAUGAAAUGUCUAUUUAUCCAGUCCCUGUGAAUUUUAGAUACUAGAAACCAAUAAAGCCCUGAGAAUAAAAA
Molecule: messenger RNA, 1278 nt
Organism: Plectropomus leopardus (leopard coralgrouper)
Lineage: Eukaryota; Metazoa; Chordata; Actinopteri; Perciformes; Serranidae
Gene: cd8a
Product: CD8a molecule
Source: RefSeq, a predicted model, not a curated record